This is a messenger RNA of Ornithodoros turicata, 2105 nucleotides long. RefSeq names its product arylsulfatase B-like. The transcript has 10 exons. The record is from RefSeq and is a predicted model, not a curated record. The coding region runs from base 111 to 2078 and encodes 655 amino acids. Lineage: Eukaryota; Metazoa; Arthropoda; Arachnida; Ixodida; Argasidae.
AAUAAGAUACUUGUUAUCGUGUUCUGUUUGCAGUCUGCACAGACAAACCCGUAUCCCCAUGUCAGGGGAGAGGGACAAGAACGAGAUAAUCGUUGCAGGUUGAACGGUGCAUGCGCUUCCGCAGGGCAGAAGGAAUACUGUACGAGCCGUCGAUAAACGUGUCAUUGCAAUUUCUGUAUUGCUCAGACAGAUUCACAAGAGCGUCUGGGAGGCUGCCAUUCAAUCUGGCGCAGACAGGUUCAUAUGAGAAACUAGCCAUGCCACGCAUCAUGGACACUCUGCUGCUCUUCCCUCUCAAAGACACCACCACGUUUCUGUUGUUCUAUUUGUGCUUUUCUGCGACCACGGCUGUAUCAAGCAAAUCACCUCACAUCAUCUUCAUCCUGGCGGACGAUCUCGGCUGGAACGAUGUGAGCUACCAUGGAUGCCCACAAAUCCCAACUGGUAAUAUUGAUGCCAUGGCCUGGAACGGGCUACGACUCACGCAGUACUACACGCAACCCAUAUGUUCACCUUCAAGGGCUGCCCUGAUGACAGGGCGCUAUCCCAUUCGUACAGGAAUGCAGCACUUCGUGCUGGACAACAGAGAGGAAAGAGGGCUACCGCUGGACCAAAAGCUCCUGCCCGAAUGGCUGGCCGAGCUCGGGUACACAAAUUACUUGGUUGGCAAGUGGCACUUGGGAUUCCACAAGGAAGAGUACACACCCACAAGGCGGGGAUUCCAUCACCAUUUUGGAUUUUGGGGCUCCCACAUUGACUACUACAAUCACACCGCGGCGUUCCCCAAAGCGCCACAACCCUUGAAAUUCGACAGUGGAAAGAGUUUGCAAACUAUCAACUGGACCACAGGGAUGGACUAUCGAAGUGGACUUCACAUAUUAUGGAAUUACACUGGUCUAUACAACACAGACGUCUUCACAAGUGAGGCUGUGCGAAUAAUUGGAAGCCACCCCGUGGAAAAGCCCUUGUUCCUGUGUCUGUCCCACGGAGCACCGCAUUCGGGAGAUAUGCGUGAUCCCCUUCAAGUACCUGACUCAUACACAUCGGGCUUCAAGGACAUCGGUCAUGAGGAAAGAAUUAAGUACGCCGGCAUGGUCAAGGCACUGGACAUCUCAGUUGGAGAAGUAUUUCAUGCCCUUGAUCGCAAAGGGAUGCUGGAAAACUCUGUCGUAGCGUUCUCUUCAGACAACGGACCCGAUUUAGGAAGAGUGACAUCUAACUACGGAUCGGCGUGGCCACUGAGAGGACAGAAGGAAACCCCCUGGGAAGGAGGCGUGAAGAGUCCAGCAGUGGUAUGGAGUCCCCUCCUGAACACUUCCAGCAGAGCCACGUACGAUGGUCUUGUUCACAUUACGGACUGGCUUCCAACGUUCUACCACCUUGCUGGUGGCAAUAUCUCGAACUUGGGAAAAAUCGAUGGCGUCAACAACUGGAACGCUUUCUUGAAACUGGAGCCGCCUCAAAGGACAGAGAUCCUGGCUAAUAUUGACCAGACUGAGGGCUAUGCUGCUAUCCGUGAUGGUAAAUUCAAACUGGUCAGGGGCGGUAUAAACAAUGGCAGAUUCGACGACUGGUAUCCGAUCCUCGGUAAUGUUUCCUGGAGUUCGACACAACCUAGAGGCUCUUGCGAGUCUUCUGUGGUAAAGCACGUUCUAACUAGGACCAGCGGACAUUCUGUAUGUGGAUCAGAUGCAAGUAUCUACGCGACACCCAUUCAAUGUGGCGUCCGUUGGAGCAACAAAAGCUGCGAUGCUACAUCAUCUCCGUGUUUGUUUGACUUGUCGGUGGAUCCUUGCGAGUACAAUGACAUAUCUAAGGAACACGCUGAGGUCGUUCAAACCCUUAUGGCGAAGCUGUCCCGGUACGAGUCGGAGUCUCUGCCUCCUAGAAACCGCGCUCCAGAUCCCAGAUCAGACCCAGUUCAUCAUGAUGGACUCUGGACAAACUGGGCAGAUAGCCCUUCCCUGCAAGAAGUGACGCCGCAGCAAUCUUCUACAAACGCGGAGUGGAGUGUCUUUUCAUCCGCUACGUUUCUUUCUUGUGCAGUUACGGGUUUCUUUUCCUUUGUCUUUGGUUGAUAUGCAUGGCUGUGGACGAAUACUGUA